This is a messenger RNA of Acanthamoeba castellanii str. Neff, 696 nucleotides long. RefSeq lists its product as uncharacterized. The record is from RefSeq and is a predicted model, not a curated record. Lineage: Eukaryota; Discosea; Longamoebia; Acanthamoebidae. Bases 1 to 696 code for a protein of 231 amino acids. The transcript has 2 exons.
AUGGUGGGAUUCACCAAGCAUCUCUACAGAUUCACGGGCGCUAAAGCAGGCAUCUGGUUCAGCCUACUGUUAAAGUAUCACGAAGGCAUCGAAGUGCGAGUAGAUGCCAAUGACCUCAGUUUCACAGGCGAGUUGAAUCAAGCGCUGAUCAAUAAAAUCCCUAACGACUGCGAAAACUUACAAAUACGCUGCUGGGCGGGUUGGUCGAUGUUGAGAGCCAUGCCCACUUACGCUCGGCCCACCGAAGAAGAACGGCAAGUCAUUGCCGCGUGUAACCCCAAGGCCGUAGACAUAGCGCAUGACAUCAAUCAUGUCAUCAACAAUCAACUCAGAACGGGAGAUUGCAAGAUUUUCAUCAAGAACCAAUACCAUCAACCUGCAACAAAGUUUGAAGACCUCUUAUGCGUGGCGAGGCUGCUGCAAAACACUGAACAGAUCACCAGGGUCUACGCCUCUCGUCAGGAUUUCCAGAUCACGUUGGUAUUGCAAGAUUGCUAUCCUAUCCUAGUCACGAAGAGCGCGGCGUGCAAUGGACAUUUGUACACGUUUGACUUGGAUGACGGCGUGGUGGACACGUCAUUUGGCGAUGACAUACGUGAGACCAAAUGGAGCAAGGAUGCAGCGGCCUGGACCAGGCGUUUCAACGAGACCAAUGGAGAAAGCUGGGACGACCCCGUGCUCAUUUCCGACUCUUAA